UUUUAUAAAGUGGCGCUUUCUUCUGGUUUCCCAGGUCAGUCGGCGCUCGUCACCGCUUCGGCCCCGCUCGCUGGAUGACCGCACGAGUUGCAGCGGAGCAAGAUGAUGAAGGACCCCAAGGAGCAGGCCUACUGGCAGGAGACGGGACGAUGGGCGGGGGCCGAGGAGAGCUUGGACCCCCGCUCCGGCGUGUGGGCCACCUCGCCUGUCUCCUACCUCACCUUCAAGAGUCUGGUCCAGCUGCGACGCUCCAUGAACACCGGCGUGGUGCUUUUUGACUGCGCCGAGAAAACCCUGGACGGCAUCGUGGACAAAAUGGUCGCCGAGAUGCUCAAACACAAGCAGAUCCGACCGGGAGACCAGGAGGGGAUGAGCGAGUGUCUGCUCCGGAACCGCGGCCAAGCAGAUGAUCCGGAGAGCCAGGCCCUGACCGAUGGGGCGGACCUCCGCAGGUUCUCCGUCAAGGAGAGGAAGGACGAAUCUGACCAUGUGGAGGCUUCGAUGGCGUUCGUCGGAGCUUUGGACUUCCUGGAAAGGCCCGUGGUGGUCUUUGUGCGUCUCAAAGAGGCGGCGGCGCUCGACUUGGCCUUGGAGGCUCCGGAGCCCGUUCGCUUCGUCUUCGUGCUGAUGGGGCCCAGCAAGACCGAUAUGGAUUACCACGAGACCGGGCGGGCCAUGGCGGCGCUCAUGGCCGAUAAAGUGUUCAACCAGGCGGCGUCUCGGGCUGAGAGCCUCCGAGAUCUGACCGACGCCGUGGGCGACUUCAUGGACUGCAGCAUCGUCAUCCCGCCGGUGGAGAUCCAAAGCGAAGCCGUGCUCACUUCCAUCGUCCACUUCCAGAAGAAAUUGCUGAAGGGCAGAGUCCACUCCUGCGAGCCCGUGUUGGACAGCAAGCCCAGUCGGCCUUCCUUCUCCGGAGCACCUCCCCCCGAAGACCCCCUUUCCCGCACGGGUCGACCAUUCGGCGGGAUGAUCCGAGACAUCCGAAGACGAUACCGCUACUACAAGAGCGAUAUUAGCGAUGCUCUCAACGCUCAGGUCCUCGCUGCCAUUAUCUUCAUCUACUUUGCGGCUCUUUCUCCCGCCAUCACUUUCGGGGGCCUCCUAGCGGACAAGGUGGAGGACAUGAUGGGCGUCCCGGAGCUUCUCAUCUCCACCAGCAUCCAGGGGAUUAUCUUCUGUUUCAUCGCCGCCCAGCCCGUACUCGUUAUCGGCUUCUCCGGGCCUCUGUUGGUGUUUGAAGAGGCCUUUUAUGCUUUCUGCAAGUCCCAGGAAAUCGAGUACAUUGUCGGUCGAGUGUGGGUGGGCGCGUGGCUGGUGCUCAUCGUGGUGCUCAUCGUGGCGUGCGAGGGAAGCUUCCUGGUGCGCUUCAUCUCCCGCUUCACCCAGGAGAUAUUCUCCAUCCUCAUCUCCAUCAUCUUCAUCUACGAAACCUUCGCCAAGCUAGCCAGGAUCUUCAAGGCUCACCCACUGACUCUGAAUUACGAUCAUCUGAACGCAUCUCUGGAAAACCCCUGGCACCCAAAGCUGGAACAGACGCUCAUCUUGGACAACGCCACCGGCAACACGAGCGUUCUCGUCAACUCUUUGACGCCGGCGUACCCCAACACGGCCUUGCUCUCCAUGUGCCUCAUGCUGGGCUGCUUCUUCAUAGCCUAUUUCCUCCGCCAGUUCAAGAACGGAACCUUUCUGCCGGGAAAGGUCAGACGUUUGUUGGGUGACUUUGGUGUGCCCAUUGCUAUUUUCCUCAUGAUUGUGGUGGACUACAGCAUCGGAGACACCUACACUCAGAAACUGGUGGUCCCUAAAGGUCUGAUGGUCUCGAAUCCGGCCAAAAGAGGCUGGCUCAUCAACCCGUUUGGCGAGCACUCACCCUUCCCCGUGUGGAUGAUGAUUGCAUGCUGCGUUCCGGCGUUGCUCGUCUUCAUCCUCAUCUUCUUGGAGUCUCAAAUCACAACCUUGAUCGUUAGCAAACCGGAAAGGAAGAUGGCCAAAGGUUCCGGCUUCCAUUUUGACCUUCUGCUCCUGGUGGGCAUGGGCGGUAUCAGCGCCAUCUUCGGCGUGCCGUGGCUCAGCGCCGCCACGGUGCGCUCCGUCACCCAUGCCAACGCCCUCACCGUCAUGAGCAAAGGAACCAAACCCGAGAUCGAGAAGGUGCUGGAGCAGAGAGUCAGCGGCAUUGUUGUGGCGCUGCUGGUCGGUUUGUCCAUUCUGAUGGAGCCCAUCCUGAAGCUGAUUCCCAUGGCGGCCUUGUUUGGGAUCUUCCUCUACAUGGGCGUCACGUCGCUAAACGGCAUCCAGCUGUGGGAUCGUAUGCUGCUGCUCCUCAUCCCCAAGAAAUACCAUCCCAAUGAGCCCUACGCCACCAGAGUGAGUACCGGGAGAAUGCACUUGUUCACCGCCAUCCAGAUCGUGUGCCUCGCUCUUUUGUGGAUUGUGAAAUCCAGUCCGGCCUCCCUCGCACUUCCGUUCAUCCUCAUCCUCACCAUUCCCUUACGCAUGUUCAUGACCGGGCGUCUCUUUACUGAGCUGGAAAUGAAAUGCUUGGAUGCGGAUGACGCUAAAGUGACAUUCGAGGAGGAGCCGGGACAAGAUGUCUACUGGGAAACUCAGAUGCCAUUGUAAGACGUAAAGAAUGGCCACUCUUCAAAAAAAAAGAAAAGAAUGACGGCUGAAAUUCCAGGUUGCAAGCAAUUGUAUUCCCAUUAGAAAAUGGCUACAAAUUAUUUCUUAUGGUUGAUUGGUAUCGCGAGAUGACAAAUCAAAAUAGUUUCGCUUUUUUUUUAAUUGCAUUUGGGUCAUUCCGCUCUAUUUGUGCCUUUCCGUCCGUCCCCAUGAAAAAAACGUAAUAUUUUACUGAAAGUCAAUAAAAUUAUUUUGAAAACCUUU
This is a messenger RNA of Hippocampus zosterae (dwarf seahorse), 2889 nucleotides long. RefSeq names its product solute carrier family 4 member 1b (Diego blood group) (gene slc4a1b). Lineage: Eukaryota; Metazoa; Chordata; Actinopteri; Syngnathiformes; Syngnathidae. The coding region runs from base 103 to 2625 and encodes 840 amino acids. The transcript has 17 exons. Gene Ontology annotation, cellular component: plasma membrane; basolateral plasma membrane. The record is from RefSeq and is a predicted model, not a curated record. Gene Ontology annotation, molecular function: monoatomic anion transmembrane transporter activity; solute:inorganic anion antiporter activity; bicarbonate transmembrane transporter activity. Gene Ontology annotation, biological process: monoatomic anion transport; regulation of intracellular pH; transmembrane transport.